Phlebotomus argentipes is the source of this 5203-nucleotide messenger RNA. RefSeq names its product acetylcholinesterase. Gene Ontology annotation, cellular component: plasma membrane. Gene Ontology annotation, molecular function: acetylcholinesterase activity. The transcript is spliced from 9 exons. Bases 504 to 2423 code for a protein of 639 amino acids. Lineage: Eukaryota; Metazoa; Arthropoda; Insecta; Diptera; Psychodidae. The record is from RefSeq and is a predicted model, not a curated record. Gene Ontology annotation, biological process: choline metabolic process; acetylcholine catabolic process in synaptic cleft.
CUAUCAAUAAUAUAUUGUUGGCGGAGAGGAUUUUUCUACGUUUAAAUAUUGAAAAAAUUGGACUUUGUGCACGAUUCUGUAAAAUAUGCAGAGUACUUUUGACGAUUGCACGGCAAAUCAAUAUCACAAAUAGAGGAGGAAAAAGGAAUCUUGUGUAUAUUCUCUCCUUUCGCCUAUAGGAGGAAAAUUGAUUUUACGUUGUCGUGUGAUUUAGACGGCAGAAAUAAUAUAUGUAUAUCGUACUCUGCUGAACAUCCAUUGAUGUAGGUACUAUGUACUGCUGAAGUUUAGCCCUUUUCGUUGCCUACAAGUGAAUUUUUCAACAUAAGUAAAACGAAAUGUAGAGAUAAAGAGGUGUGCAGUCUCUAAGCUGAAUCGUCUGAAGUAAGAGAGAAUAUUUUUUUGGUGUUGUGAAGACACACAGUGAAAACAAAGGUUCUAUCGCCCAAGUGAAAAGUGUAAUUUCCAGUUGAGGAGAAGCUCUCCAUUGAAACACAAGAAUCAUGAUUGAUCAAUUAGUGAAGAUAAAAUUAAUAAGUGUUCAUCUCAUUGUGAUUUCCAUCAUACUUCCGUCAGUGUUUGGUAUUAUCGACAGGCUCGUAGUGCAAACGAGCACGGGUCCGAUUAGGGGACGUUCUGUGCAUGUACAGAAUCGCGAAGUGCAUGUUUUCCAUGGAGUUCCGUACGCUAAGCCGCCCGUGGACAACUUGAGGUUCCGCAAGCCAGUUCCUGUGGAGCCCUGGCACGGUGUCCUUGACGCCACCCGACUGCCGUACUCCUGCAUCCAAGAGCGAUAUGAAUACUUCUCUGGCUUUCCGGGCGAGGAGAUGUGGAAUCCCAACACCAACAUCUCCGAGGACUGCUUGUAUUUGAAUGUUUGGGUGCCGGUGAAGGGGCGGGUUCGUCACAAUCACUUCCAGAGCCACGAGACAACAUCCACGGAGCGCAAUGAGCACCACCAUCACAACAAGUCUGGGGCACUGCCCAUGCUCGUGUGGAUCUACGGCGGGGGCUACAUGAGUGGCACCUCCACGCUGGACAUCUACAAUGCCGAAAUGCUGGCCGCCAUGGGAAAUGUGAUUGUGGCUUCGAUGCAGUAUCGCGUUGGUGCUUUCGGCUUCCUCUAUCUAUCUCCCGAUGAGUUCCCCUAUCCGGAUGCUGCGCCCGGCAAUCAAGGGAUGUGGGAUCAGGCGUUGGCCAUCAGAUGGCUGAAGGACAAUGCAAGAGCUUUUGGUGGUGAUCCUGAUUUAAUAACGCUGUUCGGAGAAUCGGCGGGCGGAGGAGCUGUUAGCCUGCAUCUUUUGUCACCUGUGACCCAAGGUCUGGUCAAGCGAGGCAUCUUGCAGUCCGGAACUCUAAAUGCUCCCUGGAGUCAUAUGACUGGCGAGCGGGCGACGAAAAUUGGAAAGGCUCUCAUUGAUGACUGCAAUUGCAACUCGUCUCUACUUCAGGAUUCACCCGUGCUCGUGAUGGAGUGCAUGCAGAACGUUGACGCGAAAACCAUCUCGGUGCAGCAGUGGAACUCAUACUCUGGCAUUUUGGGCUUUCCUUCUGCACCCACAAUUGACGGUGAAUUCAUGCCCUACGAUCCUGCCAUUAUGCUGCAGAGGGCCGACCUCACGGGAAUUGAUAUUCUCGUCGGCAGCAACAAGGAUGAGGGCACUUACUUUCUGCUGUAUGACUUUAUUGAUUACUUCUCGAAAGAUGUGGCAACUUCAUUGCCACGGGAAAAGUUUCUAGAGAUUAUGAAUACCAUCUUCAGUAAGAUUUCAGAGGCUGAGCGAGAGGCUAUAAUUUUUCAGUAUACGAGCUGGGAUAGUGGCAAUGAUAAUCAAAAUCAGCAGCAAGUUAGCAAAGCCGUUGGUGAUCACUUCUUCAUCUGUCCCACCAAUGAAUAUGCCGAAGGAUUUGCUCAACAAGGGGCUUCUGUGUACUAUUACUACUUUACCCACCGCACCAGCACUUCUCUAUGGGGUGAAUGGAUGGGUGUUUUGCAUGGUGAUGAAAUUGAAUAUAUCUUUGGACAGCCUCUGAACGUAUCGCUUCAGUAUCGUGAACGUGAACGUGCUCUCAGCACUCAAAUGUUGCGUGCUUUCACUGAAUUUGCUAGAACAGGAGUUCCCGAUUUGGGGGGUGAAACGUGGCCAUUAUACAGCAAAAAUAAUCCCCAAUACUACAUUUUCAAUGCUGAAGGGACUGAACAAGCGACAACGGAGAAGUUUGGACGUGGUCCAAUGUCUGCAUCUUGUGCUUUCUGGAACAAGUUCUUGCCGAAAGUUCGCAAUUGGGCCAAUUCGCACUUCUGUGAGAAUUCGAAUCCCGAGGAGAAUGCAAUUUCAUCCGCUGGAAGGCCUAUGAUAUUUUUCCUGGGCAUUAUUGGAGCAUUGGUGGUCAGAGCGAGUGAGCGCUUUUACAUGUGGUAACAAUGUUUGGGAGAGAAGAUUUUACUUAAAAACCAAAAAGAGAAUUUGUAGGUACUAAUAUUUUAAAGGGGGAGAUACGUAUAAUUUUUUAACAUUUGAAAGAAACGUUGAUUGUGACGAAGUACGAAGUUUUGAGAAGAGGUGCAAAGGAAUUAAUAGUGGAAUUUCUAUACAUAUCACUGAGACAUAUCACAAAAUAUCAAGUAUUUUAUAGGACAAUUUAAUGAGAGAGAAAAAUGCUAUUUAAGAGAAUGGAAUUAUUUUAGAUAAAAUGUACACGCGCACAAGUAGACAAAAGGUGAAAAAUGAGAUUGCACAUUUAUAAUUCUAAUAUACAGAAGGCAGAAAAUACAGAAUAUUAUAAGUAAGAGAGCAAGAAAAAAAAACUAGUGGAAAGAAUGCUUUAUGUUCCUAUGAAGAAAAACUAUUAUAUUGGAAUGUGAAAAAUUUUAGAAGCAUAUUUAUAGUAAUAUAUUUGUAUGGCAAAGUGUUUUUAUUUUCUAAGACAUUAAGAAACGUAUUUUAGAAUGAAGAAUAUAGUGUGAACACAAACCCAAAUUUACAGAUAUUCUGCUAUUUUGUUGUAUCUUUUUUCUAAUAUUGACUUUCUUUACCAGAAUAAAAUAUAAUAGAAAAACAAUUGCCAAAGAUGUAGAAGACAAAGCAAAAGCCUAAUGUGAGGACAUGAGAAAGAUAUUUAAAUGUAUUGAAUGAAGUAAUUUGUGACAGAUAAAUAAUGAUCAAACACUAUUUUUGUAUGCUUGUGGCUUUAAAUAUCAUAAAUGAUAAUAACACAGUCUAAUAAUGAUUAAGCAUGUUGAUUGAAAUGAGAAUCUUUGAAAGAUAUUUUGUAAACGGCAAAUUUUGAGGAAAUAUUCACUGUUUGCAGUUGAUCCUUAGUGGGUGAGAAGAAUUAGUCCGGUGCGAAAGGUGAAUUCAGGAGCCACAUUUCUGCAUAUCAUGUCAUAUUGUUUCGAUUGUCAAGUAUUUGGACACAUUUGUGCGUCCUGCUCAAAGGUGAAAAGUGCAAGAUUUGUAGUUUCACUCAUCAUUGACAUAUUUGUAAGACAGAUUAGGAUGCAAUAAGUACUUCUGACUUGAGCCUAAGUAACACCUUUCGCACUGUUUAGUGAUGAAAUGAUCACAAAAUAUAGAGACGACGCAAAAUCUCUCCUAAGAGAGUGUAAUUGAUAGUCAAUUUAGUAUUUGUAAAAAGGAAUUUCGCAUAGGGCACCAAAGAGAACUAUGAAUAAUCCCCAACCAAGAAGAUAAUCUAUUCUAAUGGAUUUGCUACAUAGUGUGAUCAUCAAGUAGAAGUUUUCACUUUGGAUUCAUAGACCAGUUUCUGUUAAUCGAAAUUGCUCAAUUUAAUACUCUCCUUUCGGUUUCUCACAAAUUUACCAUCUUUUGCAUUGAGACACGCGAAAUAGAGGAGCAGUUUCGAAAAUUCACAUCUGAAGCAGUUUUCGUAGGUUUCACGGUGAAGGCAAAAAAGGAAACGCAAGUCAUGGAAAAAUUGUGUGCGGUUGAGAGGUGAAAAGAAAUUACGAAAUUUGGCACAAAAGCGCUGUACACAUUUUAAAAAAUAUACAUUACAUGAAGAAUAUUUAUCAGUGUGAAGUAGGUGUAUUUUGAAGGAAAGAUGAAAAAUCGUAUGAUCAAUUUUUGUAAUACUUUUUGGAGUCACAAUUUCUAUACAAGAAAAAAUUUACCUCUUAUGAUACUUUUGCAUUUUUCUAUACCUUAGAUAUAGUGAGAAUGACAUUGAAUUGGACAUAAAUUGUGUUUGUAAGAAGCACUAUAUCUAUGUCCGUAUAUUUACGUGACAAAUUUAUAAUAAUCACAUGAGAAGAAUUGGUCAGUAACGGAAAAAAUGACAUUAGGCGUAAAAAUUUUCAUUUUCUAGAUAAGCACUUGAGACUAUUUAUUUAGAAGACAAUGGAAUACAUAUCGCAAAAAGCAUAUAAAGUAUAUAAACAUAUCUGUAGUCUCUUGACGAGUUUUAUAGCCAGCAUUAAAGACAGAUAUUAAUAAAAAUCAAUACUCUCAAAUAACACAUAUCAAUAUAGAUGAGACAAAGACGUUUUUUUUUUGGUGUAAUAAAGUAAGAACUUUAAAGUGAAAAAAUAAAAAGUAUUGAAUAUAAGACGCUGGAGAAUUAGGGUUUAAUGAAAACUACUUACGUGGUAAGAAAAUUAUUGGAUAAAAAUAUAUGAAUGUGUUACAGAAGCCUCAAAUUUGUGCUUUAGAUGGUGAUCUUUAAGAGGAAGCCAUAUAAAAUCUACUCUCACGAAUGCUAAAUAUAGUUCUGCAGAGCACAGACAAUCUAAGAGAUGAAGUAAAAAAUUAAAAUGGUAGUUUAUAAUAAAACUUAAGGGCUAAUUUAUAUUAAAUAACCACAAAAAAUAGAGAAUAUUUAUUCACAUGAGGUGAAAAUGCUUAAGAAGAGAGUCCACUGCAUUUUCACCCUCAACUCGUAAGUUAGUUCCAUCCGAGUCGAGUUGUGAAGGUGUGACUCCAUUCACAAAACCAUUUGCCUCUUUGCAAACACUUAUAAAAACGUUUUAAUCUAGCAGGAUACAAUUGAACGUGAUUUUUUGGUGACUAGAAGGAUGCAAAAUAAUAUUUUUGAAGAAGAAAAAAAAAACUUACUUUGUGUGAAACAUAUCAAGAGAAAAGUCUUUUAGACGAAAAAGCAUAAUUAUUAUAUUGUCCAUGUUGUGCAAAACAAACCAGAGUUUAAUAAAAGUAUGGUAGUUAAAUAAAGUCAGAGCCAAUUG